Paramecium primaurelia is the source of this 777-nucleotide messenger RNA. Lineage: Eukaryota; Ciliophora; Oligohymenophorea; Peniculida; Parameciidae. The record is from the annotation of a GenBank genome assembly.
AUGGAAUAUGGAUAGAAUUCACAGAUGGAUAUUAGGGGUAUUUAUGUUAAGCAAUUGUUAAAUUGUUAGUAAAAGUUAAAUGAUUUAAUGUGGUGAAUAGAAAAAUAGUCGAAAAAUUGAUAAAUGGAUUAUUUUUUGAAGGAAAAUUUAAUAUCAAACAUUUAAAUAAAUGUAACACAUAGAAUAUUGAUAUUUCUAGAAUUCCAAAUAAUGAUGACGACUCUGAUGAUGACAAAACAGAAGAUUAAGAUAUUCAAGGUUCAAUUAAAAUUGGAUAGAGUUUAUUAAUUAUCAAGAGUAUUUUUGUUAUGAUUAUGUAAUUAGCGAUUGUUUAGUUCUGUAUAGUGGUUAAUAUAGUAGAAGUAAACAAGUUGUUAGAUGGGAUGGGCAUUUUUAGGAUGAUUAAAUAUAUAAUAAAAAUUUAAACUUUUAUUAUUUUAAAAAAUGCCGAAUAAAAUAGAGGCGGAGGAUUGUAUGACAAUAAACUAGGAAAUUAAUUAAGUUUGGUUUUUCGAUAGAAGUGAGUGAAGGAUUUUAAAUGUAUUUUUUUUUAUUGCAUAUUUAGAGACAGGCAAGUCACUUUUAUUGGGAAAUAUUAAAACGAAAGUAGAAUUGAUAAAUUGGAUACUUUCUAUUAAGACGAAUAGAUGUAAAAUAUAUUAUAUAAACUAUUUAUUUAACUCAAAAAUUAGAAAUAAAAACAGUGGGGGUGAAACUAAUGAUAAAGAAUAAAGAUAGUAAUGUUAUAAGUUCAAAUAAAAUCGAGAAAUUGAUUGA